Pecten maximus is the source of this 2487-nucleotide messenger RNA. Its product is annotated as snake venom 5'-nucleotidase-like. The transcript has 8 exons. The record is from RefSeq and is a predicted model, not a curated record. Lineage: Eukaryota; Metazoa; Mollusca; Bivalvia; Pectinida; Pectinidae. Bases 179 to 1942 code for a protein of 587 amino acids. Gene Ontology annotation, molecular function: hydrolase activity. Gene Ontology annotation, biological process: nucleotide catabolic process.
UGAUCAUACAGCAUACUUUGUUUAUGUUUUAAAGUUUUAUAUAUUCUUCUAAAUAGCUUCGCUUUCCAGGAUUCGAUUCGGUCUAGGUAAACAGUGUCAUUGUGGAGUUAGUGUCCAAAGCUGUGAGAAAUUAUAUUCCUGUUUUGAACUGUUUCUGCUAUAUAACUGAAGUACGAAGAUGUUGACCAACACAUUAGGAUUGAAAUGUCGUGUGUCCGUUUACACGCAUCACGUGUUAGUCUACCUCCUCGUCAGUGUCAGUCUGUCAUCCGCGUUCGACCUAACGGUGUUACACACAAACGACUUCCACGCGAGAUAUGAAGAGACUAAUACAUACAGUGGAAGUUGUUCGGGUGACAACUGUUACGGAGGAAUUGUCCGUCUGAAGACAAAGAUCGAGGAGUUCCGAGCGUCCGUACCUAACACUAUAUUACUGGAUGGAGGGGAUAUGUUCCAAGGAACCGUCUGGUUCAACUAUUUCGGGGGUGCCAUUACAGGUCUCUUCGCAAACUUUCUAGGAUAUGACGCAAUGGCCCUGGGUAAUCAUGAAUUUUCUUAUGAAAUUGCUGGUCUUCUUCCUUUCCUCGACAACGCCACAUUUCCUGUUCUCAGCAGUAACAUAGAUGCCACGUUGGAACCUUCCAUCCAGGGAAAGUUCGCCAGCUCUACCGUGCUGUCCAUUGGCGGGAAACAGAUCGGGGUCAUUGGGUACACCACCAAGGACACUCCGUUUAUCUCUAAUCCAGAAUCUUUGAUCUUCAAAGAUGAAAUAGCAUCGGUAAGGUCAGAGGUCAACCGCCUUCAAAGCGAGGGAGUCAAUAUCAUGAUUGCGGUUGGACAUGCCGGCUACCCAUUGGACAAACAAAUGGCUGCAGAAGUGGUUGGUCUGGAUAUAAUAGUGGGAGGUCAUAGCAACACCUUUCUCUAUACAGGUGACGCCCCCUCUAAUGAGUCCCCGGAAGCUGCCUAUCCUACCGUCGUCACACAAGCCAGUGGAGACAGCGUACUUGUCGUUCAGGCUUACGCUUAUGGGAAAUACCUUGGUGUUCUCAACGUCACCUUCAAUGAUGAAGGGAAGAUAACUCAGUAUGGAGGGAACCCGAUUCUCCUGGAUUCAAGUGUACCUAAAGACCAAGCGGCCGAAGCCCUAUUGGACAUAUACAGACCACAGCUGGACGCCUUCCGUAAAAAAGUUGUUGGCCGUACAUUGGUCAGAAUGGAUGGGCAACUACUCACGUGCAGACUGCGAGAAUGUAACAUGGGGAACAUGAUUGCUGAUGGCAUGGUGUAUCAAAACCUUCGAUACGCCGACUCCUUGGAAACAUCCAGGAUCUUCAUAGCGCUUGUCAACUCUGGCUCCAUUCGGGCCUCCUUCGACCCAGGGAAUAUCACGUUUGCCAGCAUCAUUGAUGUACUACCGUUCAGGAACACUCUUGAAACGAUUCGUCUACAGGGGCGCCACCUGCGGGCAGCCUUUGAGAACAGUGUCAGUAAAUGGAGCACAGAAGGUAUAUCUGGUCGCUUCCUUCAGGUCUCAGGUGUGCGCGUAACCUAUGACCUCUCAAAAGCUGUUAACCGGAGGGUUGUAGACGUACAGGUGGUGUGUACGGACUGUCCAGUACCGGAAUAUCUACCUUUGGAUGACGACAAAAUGUACAGAAUUAUCGUGUCUAAUUUCAUCGUCAAUGGAGGCGACGGGUAUGACGUUAUCAAAAACAACGCAGAACAGGAGCAUAUUGCAGGUGACCUUGACACGGACGUGCUGACUGAGUACAUCCAGGAGAGGUCACCCCUGUACCAUGGCUUAGAGGGACGCAUCAAGUUUGUAAACGGAACUGGAGCUGAUGAUUGUGUUGGAGCGGGAUUCGUCACUCCUCCGUCCAGUUUCCUCAUACUCAUUUCUGUUGUCCUUUUACAAGGGGUGUUAGCGGGAUUUAACUAAGAUAAACUUUCGACAUUGGCCUAUCUACGCUUCCAUAGAGACUAAGAUCAACUUUCGACAUUGGUGUACCAAGGCUUCCAUAGAAACUAAGAUAAACUUUCGACAUUGGCCUAUCUACGCUUCUAUAGAAACUAAGAUAAACUUUCGACAUUGACCUAUCUACGCUUCUAUAGAAACUAAGAUAAACUUUCGACAUUGGCCUAUCUACGCUUCCAUAGAAACUAAGAUAAACUUUCGACAUUGACCUAUCUACGCUUCUAUAGAAACUAAGAUAAACUUUCGACAUCUACGCUUCCAUAGAAACUAAGAUAAACUUUCGACAUUGACCUAUCUACGCUUCUAUAGAAACUAAGAUAAACUUUCGACAUCUACGCUUCCAUAGAAACUAAGAUAAACUUUCGACAUUGACCUAUCUACGCUUCUAUAGAAACUAAGAUAAACUUUCGACAUCUACGCUUCCAUAGAAACUAAGAUAAACUUUCGACAUUGACCUAUCUACGCUUCUAUAGAAACUAAGAUAAACUUUCGACAUUGGCCUAUCUACG